This is a messenger RNA of Parasteatoda tepidariorum (common house spider), 5031 nucleotides long. NCBI's taxonomy places the organism in Eukaryota, Metazoa, Arthropoda, Arachnida, Araneae, Theridiidae. The record is from RefSeq and is a predicted model, not a curated record.
AGUAAUUACGCUUUAUUUAUUUUUUCCGCGAACUUUUAGGUGUCUGCUGGUGUUCAUUGUUAUUGUUGAGCCUUGCCUCGAAGGGUUUGUCGAGGAGUAUCUUGUGAAUUGCUGAUAUGUGAAAAAAUAUAGCUUUUUAAAACAGUAUAUCAGUAAUAUUAAUCUACACAGACAAUGCAGUUUUUCUUCAUUUUUUUAAAAGAUGUUUAAUGCAUUGUCAUGCAUUAAACAUCUGUUAAAUAUUUCUGACGGCAUGUCGUUAGUGUCUAGAACUAUGUUAUUUGUGUUUUUCUCAUUAAAUUUUUUGAUGGUGCUAUGUCAAGAAUUGCCAAAACUAAAUCCUUUGUCAUUACCUGUCGAUUUGAAGGUCGAAUCUCGAGCAAAGAUUCUGUGCGUCGCUUCUUCUGGCGAUCAGCCGAUCGAUUUCGAGUGGUUGAAAGACGGAGUUGUCGUAAAUUUCGGAAAAAUCGAGCAAUUGGAUGAAUCAACUUCUUCUCUUACGCUUCAACCUUUGAAAUUAGAUGAUAUUGGAAAUUACACAUGCAAGGCGUCUAAUAGUAUUGGAAGUGAUUAUGUCACGGCUCCAUUAUUUAUUACUGCUCCUCCUUGGUGGAUCAUUGAACCUGUUGAUUUAAAAAUUCGCAAAGGAUCCAAUGCUAUGAUACAAUGCAAAGCUGAUGGUUCUCCCAAAGUUAAAGUCACUUGGACAAAACAGUCUGAAAGUCACCAGACAGCUGUCUUUAUGAAUCUCCCAAGCAAUAUUCACGUCUUUGAAAAUGGCACUCUCUCGAUAUCUAAUGCCCGAGGAUCGGACAACGGAGUUUAUAUUUGUAUUGCAUCCAAUGGGAUUGGAGCAGAUUUACAAAAGGAAGUUCACCUAAUGGUUUAUGAAUAUCCGGUUGUUGAAAGGAUAGUCGACCAUGUCGUCGUUGAACGAGGAGAGAAGGUCCAUAUUUCUUGUUUGGCAAAGGGAGACCCUCCUCUUUCAUUCACCUGGAAAAAAGGCACGAAAUACCUAAACGAGUGGUAUUCUAACUCUGACAGGAUAUCAUUUUUGGAGUUACCUACCACAGAAAAUGUGCAGUUCACUAUUUCAAUUGAAAACACAGAUUUGGAGGAUGAAGGAUUGUACACGUGCAUUGCCAGAAAUGAAUUUGGUUCUGAUCAAAAAGACGUACGCCUCUUACUUGUUGAACGUCCUGCUGCUGUUCAAUCUGUAGACUUGAUUGAUAUAUGGAGUAGAAGUGUCCGUAUACGGUGGUCAACACCUGACAAUGGAAACAGUGCUAUAUUGAGUUAUACAGUUGAAUAUUGGACUACACCUGGUAAUAACAGUUCCCCGCUCUCCCUCCGGGAAAUCCCCACUGCUUCCUCGUCGUGCACAGGGAUCAGCUUACGGCUUNUUUCAGAACGUCCUGCUGCUGUUCAAUCUGUAGACUUGAUUGAUAUAUGGAGUAGAAGUGUCCGUAUACGGUGGUCAACACCUGACAAUGGAAACAGUGCUAUAUUGAGUUAUACAGUUGAAUAUUGGACUACACCUGGAGGUCAUUGGAAUACAACAGUCCCAAGUUCAGCUUCCUCCUGUAUUUUACGAGAUUUAAAACCAUUUCACCAGUAUACUUUUCAUAUAUGGGCUAGUAAUUCUAUUGGAAAUGGUGAACCUUCUGAAGAAAUUCAGUUUACUACUGCUAAAGAAGAGCCUUCAUCACCACCAGUUGAUGUGAAAAUUGAAGAUAUUGGUUCAACUUAUGUUCGACUAUCGUGGAAGUCCCCUCCCCGUGAAACAUGGAAUGGAGACUUGACUGGGUAUUACAUUGGAUAUAAGCAAAGCUCUUCUUCUCUUCCCUUCACUUUCAAUACUGUGGAAGCGGAUGAAACUCAUUCAUACGAUUACAUAUUGAGGGGUCUGAGGAGGUCAACACGUUACGUGAUUUCUGUGAGGGCCUUCAAUGAGGUCGGAAGUGGACCCCCGAGUGAAGAAACUUCUUUCAAAACACAUAACUUAGAGCCUGUUCCUCGACCUAGUCUUCUGGUCCAAGAUAUUGGUUCCACUUAUAUUCAAAUUAAAUGGGUUUCUGACGAUACAGUGAAGCUGUCAACCACAGCAUAUGUAAUACACUAUAGAAAAAGUGGUAACAAAUGGAGUGAAAUACUAGUUCCAACUGCUGAACAGGACAUCUAUACCUUGACUAAUUUGGACUCUGGAGCACCCUACCAAGUUUACGUGACAUCCCACGGUGAAACUGGCAUCAGCGAACCGAGCGAAAUAGCCACUGUGCGAACUUCCCCAGAAGCAAUUUUCCACGUGCCACCUCCCACAUCAGCUCACGCCCAGCCCCCGGUAGAUGACGCCACUCAAAUACUCUACAUCAUUGUGCCUGUUGCAGUGGCUACCGUGAUUAUUGUUAUUGUGAUUGUUUCUGCUUGUGUUUAUGUUUAUUCGAAGAGACCUCUACCUGCUUUGAGUCAAACCUAUGGAGAUCUUCCAGUAACAAAAAACUUCAGUUAUAUGGCAACAGCCCCUCGUCAGCGAGAUAUUCCAAUCACAAUCAGUGGUGGAAAUGUGAUUAAUUACGGUUCCCCUUAUUCCACUGUUCCUCUAACCAGGCCAGAGGAAGAAGAACCCAUUUAUGAAUCUGUUGUUGGGGACACGCUGCACAGAAUCAAACAAAGAUGCUUUGAUGAUGAUUUUAAAGGAGCAACCAUCGUGUGACAUCUUUGCGUGUAGUAUUAACUAACUGUGAUUGUGAUAAUAGUUGUGCGCAUGAAAAUGAUUUUAAUACAAGAACACUUUACGUAAAUUUUCACCUGAAUGUGUGUGUGUAUAUAUAUAUAGAGAGAGAAAUUUUGUGACCUUGAAACUAUUUAUAUUUAUAGUCGACCUCAAAACUAUUUAUCAUUUUGUUAUGAAAGGGUAGCAGCAAACUUUGCACUUAUUUGUUAUUUCACAGUGGAUGAUUUUCAUAUCUAAAAUUAUUUAUGCACUUUAAUUGUUAUUUUGUCAUCAACACUCAUUUUUGCAAACUUCUGAAACGUUUUUCCUUUUAAUUUGUGGAGAAAAAAAAUUGUGAGUUUCUGAAUGGAAAAUAUGGUUUAGAAAAUAUAAACAUGAGCCACAUUAAUAAUUUUCAAUGUAAAGUGCACAUAAGAAGUGUGAAUUUUUUUACAAAUUGCAUAAAGAAUUGUUAAUUUUUUUUUAAUUAAAUAAGUCAGAUAAAAAAAAUUCUGUUUCAUGAAAAAUUUGAUUUCAUUUGUGAAGAGGGAGCAAAAGUUCUACUUUUUGCAUAUUGAGAAUCUUAUUUUGUCAGAUGGUUAUUAUCACUGCUGUAACUCAAAUUGUAUUGCUUCCAAUGUUUAAGAAUUUUUUGAAAGCUAGUCAGAAUUCUUUCAAAAAUUUUAAUAUAUUGUAAUGCUUUCAAUAUUUAAUGCAUUUUCAUCUUUAUAAUUCUGCUGCUAAGCAUUAAAAUGUUAGUAUGAAAAAAAAAUGAAGUCCUAAAGGGGGAUUAGUAAUAAGGAGUUGGUGAGGUAAAAUCAAUUGUAUUAUCGUUACUUUAAAGUGCUAUUUCUUUGAACUAAUAAAUUUGAAAUGAAAAGUUUGUAAGAGAAUUGCAUCCUGUCUUUGUUUCUCUGGUGUUCUGGUUUUAUACAUGUAUUUUCAGAAAAAAUGGCAAACCUCAGAAACAAGGAUAGAAUGCUGUUCUCUUACAAACUCCACAUAUAUAUAUANCAAAAAUACUGGGAAUAAAAAGCUUUUUUAAAAAAUUUUCUUCUUCAAUAAAGUGCUUUUUUUUAACGAAUAAAAUAAGUUUAUAAAUUAGAAAAGUUUGUAUUUCAACUGUUCAUAAACAGUUUUUCGACCGAUCAUAGAUCGUAUUUGCAGUUACUCUAUCUACUUAAUGAAUUUAUGCGAACAAUUUAUUUUUAAUGAGCUUAGAUUUUUAUUUUGUGUUAAGUUUUAGGGUUUUCGCUGGUGGAUUGUUUAGAGACAAUCCUUUUUUAAAUUCUAUCACUGUGAAAUUAUAUCUAGACCAGUGGUUCCAAAUCCCAUCUUUUUUUAAUUAUUUUAGACCACAAAUUUGUAAAAAAAGGAAAAAAAAACUUGCAAGGCUCACUGACUACUAAAUGUACUUGUAAAAAAUAUGAUGAUAAAUGAACAUCUAUUAUGUAUGUAUAACAAAUGAAUGCAUAAAUACAGUCUAUGUGGCCAAAUUAUUAGACGCACUUUAAGAUUCUAUGUAAAAUCUUAAUUAUCAGUUGAUAGUCUAUACAGCUUUAUUGUUUUUACACCACUGUUUGAACUACUUUACGUUAGUGUAUCAAUUAGUUAAAUUAGACGAUAGGAUGAAUUAAACAAUAUAUUAUAUAAAUAUGGUGUAGAAUAUUUAUUACAUCAAGCAUUAUAUUAGUAUAUUAUAAUAAUUAUACCAAAUUAUCAGACGCACUGUAGUUUUUUAAUAAUUGCUUUACAAUAUUAACCAAUUGAUAAACAAACGUAAACAAGUGCAAACCGGUUUCAGUUGUAUAGUAUUACCUGAUAAUUAAGAUUUUGCAUAGAAUAUCAUUGUGUGUCUAAUAAUUUGGCUAGGGAGUGUAUUUAACAUUCGAGAGGAAGUGUUGACCUUGAUGUUCGACUGAAAAAAACAGAUGGUGUGUCUUCCUUAUUAACUGUAGGCCAACAAUGGAGUCAAUAGUGGCUAAAGCUUUUGGGUGACACCGCGUCUCACUAGCGCUAGUGAAUCAUACCAAGAAACUGAAUUUAGACACCAAGAUUUAUCUUAGACUCUUGGCCUGUAUUCACGGCCCAGUUCCACGUAACUCACCAGCUGAUAAUUGCUGGUUUAAAUAUAUAAUUACGCAUUCAUAUAUAGUUGUAAAUAUCAGAGUUUUUAUAUAUAUAUAGAUAGAUACGUAUAAAACGUGCUUUUAGAAAUAUAAAUUAAUUUUUUUUUUGUUCACGUGGUUGAGAUCUAUUGAAGAAUUUGUAUAGUUAUUUGAAUUGAAUUGUAAACAAGGAUUUGAAAAGGGCUUUAA